UGUGGAGGGGGCUUCGUGUUACUGGAGAUUAUUAUUAUAAUUAAUUUAUUGUGCUUUUUAAUAUAAAUAAUUUUGUUUCCAAAGCAAUUUUGGCCUGCUUUAGGUGCCUUUUUCUUGUCGCAAUUAUUAAAUGCCUCUCUCUGUGGGGAAAAUAGAAAAAGAGGGGAAAAUUUGUUGAGGAUAAGAGCGAAAUUUUUAGAACUUGGUUUUCCCCAAUUUUCUCCACCCCCUGCUCCGAGCUCUCCGGUAAUUAAAGUCCUUACUCGUACAGUAAAAGUUAUUAUGUAUUGAUGCUGUAACUACUGCUGCUGCUGGAAUUGCGGCGAAAAAGAGCGGAUUUUUAGCGAGCUUCGUUUUUUGGAGCUGUUCAGCGUGGGCAUGCAGAAAAGCCCCGUCCAAUCUCAGCCGUCGAUGCAGAGCCCGCGAUUGGCCUUCGGCCCCAACCCCCCGGACGGCGCUGGCGCCAUCUAUAAACCCAUUGCCUCCACCUCUCCGCCCUCUCCCUUCCAACAUGGCGGCGGUGAGGGCGCUGCGGCAGCGGCCCCUCUGCCGCCGCACGGGCUCACUAUCAAUGUGGGAGCGGGAGAGCCGGUGAUGAAGCGGAAGCGGGGGCGGCCGAGGAAGUACGGGCCAGACGGCAGCAUGGCGCUGGCGCUGGGACAUGCGUCACCGUCACCGUCUGCUUCAGCUCUGCAAGGACACAUGUCGCAUUCUGGGUUCUCGCCUUCCUCUGCUGGGAUGGCGAAUCUGGCGGCUUCUGCAUCUCCUGAUGCUGUAAAGAAGGCGCGGGGCAGGCCGCCAGGUUCCGGCAGGAAGCUUCAGAUGGCGGCUCUUGGAUCAGCGGGGAUUGGAUUUAUUCCACAUAUUAUUACUGUUAAGGCAGGAGAGGAUGUAUCAUCAAAGAUAAUGUCAUUUUCUCAGCAAGGACCACGGGCUGUUUGUAUACUUUCAGCAAAUGGUGCUAUAUCAAAUGUGACUCUUCGUCAAGCAGCAACUUCUGGUGGCACAGUAACAUAUGAGGGCCGGUUUGAGAUCUUGUCAUUGUCUGGCUCAUUUCUGCUGUCAGAGAGUGGUGGUCAGCGGAGUCGAACUGGUGGGCUGAGUGUUUCACUGGCGGGUCCCGAUGGCCGUGUCUUGGGUGGUGGAGUGGCAGGACUCCUCACUGCGGCAUCACCAGUCCAGGUGGUUGUGGGAAGCUUUAUUGCAGACGGGAAGAAACAGCCGAAGCAGAAGCAUCCAAAACCUUUGGAUCUUGCAUCUGCCCCGGGGAUGUUCGGCUCAGUUGGUCCAGCAGGGCCCAGCAGUCCUCCCUCUCGAGGCACGAUGAGCGAGUCGUCGGGUGGUGGGGCUGGAAGCCCGCUGAAUCAAAGCACCGGCGGCACGUAUAACCACAGCAACCAACCGGGCUUGCCGAGCAUGCCCUGGAAGUAACUUACAGAUGCUUAAGAGUCUCCUUGUAGUCCCCAUAGCGGCCCCUUUUUUAAAAGAACUUUCACCGCAGGUGAACUGAGAAUACUAGUUAUGCGUAUGUAGGGGUAGAAAUUGCUGCUAUCUUGUCUGUUUCCAUCAGGUGGGGUGUGUCUGUUUAUUAGUUAGUAUCUGUAGAGUGUUGUAGUGAUCUCUUAUCUCUCACAAAGAGAAAAGAAGAAAAAGGGGGGGAGAAAAAAAAAAAAAGGAAAAGCGAAAGAGUGUUGUAACGAGUUAGUCUUCGUAGCAAGGUAAUGUCGUAAUGUCUCAGCUGUUGUAUGCGGGGGGUCACAGGGUGGUUCGCAAUGCACUGAUUGUGAGAUUGUUGUCAGCAGAUUUGCAGCUAGGAGGUGUAGUGUUAGUAUAGAUUGAAAUCAAUCAUCAAUGUAAUGCUAAAUGUUGUUUUACUUCUCGGUUGAUUGGAUUUGGAUGUGGAUCGAACACAAAUUUGAACUGAA
Molecule: messenger RNA, 1925 nt
Organism: Ananas comosus (pineapple)
Lineage: Eukaryota; Viridiplantae; Streptophyta; Magnoliopsida; Poales; Bromeliaceae
Product: AT-hook motif nuclear-localized protein 10
Exons: 7
Coding region: 379-1431 (350 amino acids)
Molecular function (GO): minor groove of adenine-thymine-rich DNA binding
Source: RefSeq, a predicted model, not a curated record